Penicillium angulare is the source of this 1881-nucleotide messenger RNA. RefSeq names its product phospholipid:diacylglycerol acyltransferase. Gene Ontology annotation, cellular component: cytoplasm; perinuclear endoplasmic reticulum. Gene Ontology annotation, molecular function: phospholipid:diacylglycerol acyltransferase activity. The record is from RefSeq and is a predicted model, not a curated record. Bases 1 to 1881 code for a protein of 626 amino acids. NCBI's taxonomy places the organism in Eukaryota, Fungi, Ascomycota, Eurotiomycetes, Eurotiales, Aspergillaceae. Gene Ontology annotation, biological process: triglyceride biosynthetic process; lipid storage. The transcript has 3 exons.
AUGCUGCGCCGCCGCACAGGCAAGGACGACACUCCGUCCCGCGACGACAGCAACAAACAGGAUACCCAGCCACAAACAGAGGAGGAUCGCCUACGGGCUGAGUUUGGAGGUGCGAAAGUUAAACAGCUCGUUAUCACCCCACCACGCCGAAGCAAGCGCCGUAAUGGAUUGAUCUUCGCGCUCGGCGGGCUCUUUGGAGUCUUGGUUGCUGUAUUUUUUGCGAACCAGCAGGAAGUCAUCAGUUUGGAAUCGUUAUUGGACUUGAACCUCGAUAGCUUGAUUGAUGUUAUUCCACAAGGAAUUGUUCGUGAUGCAAGAGAAUUCUCGCAACACGAGCGCGAUGCCAUCAAUUACGAUUCUUUUGCCGUCGGUUUACAUCUCCAAUCGCAAGGCGUACAGGCCAAGCAUCCUGUCGUCAUGAUACCCGGGGUUAUUUCAACAGGGCUCGAGAGCUGGGGAACCGGUGAUACUUCACGUCAAUAUUUCCGACGGAGGCUAUGGGGCAGCUGGAGCAUGAUGCGUGCUCUAAUAAUGGACAAGGCAGAAUGGAAGAACCAUAUCAUGCUUGAUCGUGAGACUGGUUUGGACCCGCCCGGUAUCAAGCUUCGUGCCGCGCAAGGCUUCGACGCUACCGACUUCUUUAUCACAGGAUAUUGGAUUUGGAACAAGAUCCUUGAAAACCUUGCUACAAUUGGUUAUGAUCCUACAAAUGCGUUUACGGCCGCAUACGACUGGCGCCUUGCAUACCCGAAUUUGGAAGUUCGAGAUAAGUACUUUAGCCGGCUGAAGUCUUAUAUUGAGACUGCAGUGGAGCUGCAGGGUGAGAAAAUCAUGCUGGCGUCUCACAGUAUGGGAUCACAAGUAGUUUUGUAUUUUUUCAAGUGGGUCGAAAGCGAGGAACACGGAAAUGGUGGCAAGGACUGGGUCAACAGACAUAUCGACUCCUGGGUCAAUAUCAGUGGCUGCAUGCUUGGUGCUGUCAAGGGACUGACGGCUGUUUUGUCAGGCGAGAUGCGCGAUACAGCACAGCUAAAUGCUUUUGCAGUUUACGGGCUGGAGAAGUUCCUGGCCAAAGAAGAGCGAGCAGAGAUUUUCCGUGCGAUGCCCGGUAUAUCUAGUAUGUUGCCCAAAGGCGGCGAGGCUGUAUGGGGCAACGCAACCUGGGCUCCAGAUGACCAACCUGGUCAAGCACAAACCUUUGGAAAUCUCAUCAACUUCCGUGACACCAAUUCAUCGUUGACACAUCGCAAUCUUACCGCUCCCCAAAGUCUGCAGUACUUAAUGGACCACAGUGAAGAAUGGUACCGCAACCAGGUGUUGGGUAGUUACUCGCACGGCGUCGCACACACCAAAGCUGAAGUGGAAGCUAAUGAGAAAGACCCGCGCACCUGGCUCAACCCACUCGAGGCUCGACUCCCCCUUGCACCUGAUAUGAAGAUCUACUGCUUCUACGGUGUAGGUAAGCCCACAGAGCGUAGCUAUUGGUACCAGGAGGAGACUGAUCCGCUGGUAAACCUCAAUGUCAGCAUUGACACCACUGUUACGUUGAAUGAACAUGUUGACCAUGGCGUCGUAAUGGGCGAGGGUGACGGCACCGUCAACAUCCUUAGCACAGGCUAUAUGUGUGCCAAGGGCUGGCGCAUCAAGCGCUACAAUCCAGCUGGCUCUAAGAUUAAGGUCUUCGAGAUGCCACAUGAGCCGGACCGCUUCUCACCCCGAGGAGGUCCCAAUACAGGCGAUCAUGUUGAUAUUCUUGGCCGCGCCUCGCUGAACGACCUCAUUCUCCGGGUAGCUGGCGGCAAAGGCGACGAUAUCGGGGAGACCUUUGUCUCCAAUAUCCGCGAGUAUGCGGAACGUGUACAGAUUUUUGACGACGAAUAG